Messenger RNA from Chlorella variabilis, 1257 nucleotides. RefSeq lists its product as hypothetical. The transcript is spliced from 8 exons. The record is from RefSeq and is a predicted model, not a curated record. NCBI's taxonomy places the organism in Eukaryota, Viridiplantae, Chlorophyta, Trebouxiophyceae, Chlorellales, Chlorellaceae. Bases 1 to 1257 code for a protein of 418 amino acids.
AUGGUGGCAGGCGGCAGGCUGGCCCUGGCAGCCAGAGCGCACGACGGCACACGCAUCUGGGGCCCCCUGCUGGAGUGCACCUUCAACAACUCCGACCUCUCCUUGGUCAACAGCACUAUCCAGAACCGCACGGCGGAGUGCCCGGCGUGCUGCGCGAGCGCCUGCAGCGAGCAGACGCUGUUUGGCGUCGGCCCGUACCCGAGCGCCGCCUCCAUCUGCUGCGCCGCCAUCUUUGACGGAGUCAUCACAAACGAGGCUGGCGGGCCUGUGAUGGUGACCUGGCAGGAGGGGCAGCAGUCGUACCCUGGCGACGAGUCCAACGGCCUGACCAGCGGCGAGUACGGCUCUUCCUCCGACUCUUUCUGGUUCAAUGACCUCUUCUUCCCCAGGCCGCCCUCGCCGCCGCCCCCCGCCCGCUCGCCGCCGCCAUGGGCAUCGACCUGCGUGCAGUGCCCCGCGGGCUGCGCCGCCGCCUCGCGUGACGUGUGGGGUACGGGCGUGUACACCGCCGACAGCCCGGUGUGCAAGGCCGCCAUCCAUGCCGGCCUCAUCACCAACACCAGCGGCGGCGUGGUCACUGUGUACUGGGACAGCGGCAGGGAGUUGUACGCAGGCACCACCGCUCACGGCAUCACCUCCUCCGACUAUGGCGCCUAUGACUCCGCCUUUGCCUUUGCCCAGCGCCCGCCCCCCUCGCCGCCCACGCAACCGACGUGGCUGUGCGAGACCCAGGGGCGCGAGUACGCGAGUGAGGCCGAGCCGGUGGUGGCGAUGCAGUGCCCCGCCGGCUGCCUGAGCGAGCCGCGGGACGUGUGGGGUACGGGCGUGUACACCAGCGACAGCCCGGUGUGCAAGGCCGCCAUCCACGCCGGCCUCAUCACCAACACCAGCAGCGGCUUGGUCACCAUUUACUGGGACACCGGCAAGGCGUCGUACACAGGCAGCUACGCCAACGGAGUUCAGAGCGAGCCCUGCGGGGAGUACCCCUCCUCCUUUGCCUUCAACCCCCGCCCCACGCCCAGCCCCCCCACGCCACCCCAGCCCCCCUUGCCGCCUGCCCCCCCGCCGCCGCCCGCCCCGACCAUCGCGUGCGACACCACGGCGGUGGGCAGGCUGAGCCGCGAGACCUUUGCGAUCGUUGAGGUGGGCGGCGGGUGGGCCGGCGGCGGCGGCGGCCUCUGCUGCUUGGGUGUGCCUACCACCACCCGCCCCCACUACCCAGCUCUGUGGCUGGAACAUGGCGAUGCCAGGCGCUAG